AUUUCACGUCUGGAUUUUUGGUUCCUGAGCAAGAUCGUAAAGUCACCUCUCUCGUCGUUGUUCCUACUGCGAAGUUCAGAGCGCGCACGCUCCUCGUAAGCCAGUACAAGAUUCAAGUGCCAGGAGGCAAACAAUCGAACCCUUUUGAACCUCGAAUGCGUCUCGACCGCAUAACUUAGUCGUGAAGAGUAGUGCAGUAGCCCUAUAAAGGCGACUCGUUGGGCACUUAACCGCGCAAAACAACACGGCGUUUCAAUGUGGCGCCACCUUCUUGGAGUUUGUGGGGGAACACGAGGUCGCAAGAGCAAUUCACAGUCUUUAUCGUCACCGUCUCCUGUGAACGCUAGCAAGUCAACAGCCGAGCAUCGCGCAGUUGUUGACGUCUCCAGUAGAAUCUCCCCAGAUAGCAGCAGCGGCCAUAGCUGCUGUUAUCCUGGCGUUGCUAACACCAUCGACGCGAGCUCAUCCCUGCAUGGUUCAACUUGUGGCUCUUCUGUACAGCUACAUGUCUCCUUAAUGUCGUCGUGCGCUUCUCAAACCGCUGGCUACUACGACUCCACUCAAACAGCUUCAACAAGCCCUUGCAUGGCGAGAAAUUCUUCACCUGAGUGUCCGACUUCGCAUACAAACCAGUCACAACAACAGCCCCAGCCAGCUCCAGAACCUGAAGCUCAAGGCCCCAUGGCCGUUGCUGUAAUUACUCACCACGACAGUCCACUGUCAACAGCCCAGCCGGGCCCAUCACUCCACGCGAAUGCCCGCACGCAACCUCCCGACGGCCCAACGGACGGCCUCUUGCAAAUCGCUCUGAGCGCAUACAAUAUCCGUGAUAUCGCUGAGUGUGAUCCUGCCGUACGUAUGAGAAACCUCGAGCCGCUACUGUAUGGGCCCGGCACAGCCGUAUACAAAGGCACGUGGCAAGGGCUUCCCAUGGCAGUCAAGUUCAUGUUGUACCGCGGAGGUGCAGGUGGUGGCAGCCGCCUCGGUGCUCACGAUUGCAGCAGCAGCGGCGGGUGCGACGACGUGAGCUCCCUUCAACGCGAUCUCGCAGCCUUGCUGACCACCCACUGCAUGCCGCUUCGCUCCCACCUAGUCCGCGUGUACGCAUGCGACGUCUCGGCAGUCGUGCAGGCCGCACCACCACCACCACCACCACCACGCCCGUCCCAUCAUCCGCCCCCUCCGCCGCCGCAGCAAGACAUCUCUAACCCCGGCGAGGCUGGUUGGUCUCCUCCGUCGGCGUCUAAGGCUCAAGGCGCACGUGUCAACCCCACCAAGACGCCGAGCCCCUCUUGUGAAACACCUGCAGCGGCCCUCUCCGUGCGGCCCUGGCACCCGCAGCCGGCGCCGCCCCCGUCAUCCACCUCUCACUCCACCUCCUGCACCUGCUCCGGCUGCGACACCGGAUACAGCAACGGCAGUGACGACACCAACGGCACCAACAGUACCCACUGCAGCAACCACACGAGGGCCAGUACCAGCGUCGGGCACUGCAUGAGCCCGUGCUGCCGCUGCGCUGGCCCAUGCUGCACCCCCUCGACCUCCCCGUUCGCGGCUAGCUUACUUGACAACAGCGUGCAUGGGGGCACAUGCCAGCGGGCAGCGGGCGCCGCCAGGCGUGGGGGUGGUGGCAGUCGAGCUAGCGCCGGCGGCAACACUGGCGGUGGCACCGACGCCGCCGCGCAUUUCCACUUCAGCAGCGCUGUGUUUUGCGAAGAUGCUGGACCGCAGCACCCACAUUCACAUGCCAAGCAGCUAUUACCCCCGGCAUCUAACCCUGGCAGUAACUGCUGCAAAAGCAACCAGACGACCGACAAUGGUAUUACCAGCAAAAGCGACAGCAAUAGGGAUGGCAAUGAUGGUAACAGCGGCGACGCUGUGGGUUCAGCAUGUUUGGUUCCUGGUCGUACAUUGCAAGGGCUGCUGCGCUAUCUGGGAGCACGACCCGGGGACUUCCUCGUGCACUGCGUGAUGGAGCUGGCGUCCGGCGGGGACCUCUGGUACGGCAUCCGGAGCGUCCUGUACGACAUGAACGGACCCAUGGGUCCACGGGGUGCCGUACGAAUGAUCCUUCGCAGCGCGCGGGGCAUCGCCCAGGGGCUUCACCAACUGCACCAGGCGGGAGACGUGCACGGGGGCCUUACGCCUCGAAAUGUGUUGUUGAACUGGAAUGCAGCAGACGGACUGGAUGAAGGGGACGAGGAGCAGGAUAUGGGCCGGAGCGCGGGUGAGGCGGGUCGCGCCCGGUUGUACCGCAGGCGAUGCCGGGUCACUACGCGUGUGGCGGAUUGCGGGUUACGGCGGCUGGUGCUGGGGCCAGCGUGGCGACGGGAGCUGGAGGGGAAUGAGGAGCUCCGUCGUUGUACGGCACCCGAGCUGCUGGCGGAGGCCCCGGAGGCGGAGGUGACGGAGGCACAGGCGGCCGCGACUGGGGAGCAGGCGGCGGCGCUUGGUGGAAGGGCUGUAGCCGGAGGAGAAGUGCGGUGGUCACAUGGCAGUGAUAUUUACUCGUUUGGCGCCGUGCUGUACUGCAUGUGCACGGGUCGGCUCCCGCCCGACAGUCCGCACCCCCCGGCGACUCUCUCCUCCGCACCUCACCCGGCCCCCUGGCCCUCCCACGUCUGGCAGCCACUACGCAGCCUGGGCGAGGCCUGCAUGGCAGGUGACCCGGCGGGUCGGCCCUCCUCUGGAGAGGUGGUCAAGACGCUUCUCACUUGGGAGCAUCGGCUCCUGUUCUCCAGUCGUACACAACACCACGCGACAGCGGCAGCAGCGCCGGUCGGAGCAGCGGGGGCAGCAGCAGGGCAUGCGGUAGGCGCAGGGCGGGGUGCGCCGGGCGUCGCGGCGGCUGCGCUGGCUGUCGUUACUGGUCCUGGAUCUGCUUUUAGUAGUGGCAGUGCCGGGCGGAUGAGGGGCUUCCGGGCGGCGGGUGGGAUAUCUCGG
Messenger RNA from Astrephomene gubernaculifera, 2943 nucleotides. NCBI's taxonomy places the organism in Eukaryota, Viridiplantae, Chlorophyta, Chlorophyceae, Chlamydomonadales, Astrephomenaceae. The record is from the annotation of a GenBank genome assembly.